AUGUCCACCGUCGGCGGUAAACCAUUUUCCCGCAUCGCAAUCAUAGGCGUCGGAGAAGUCGGCGGCGCAGCCGCCUUUGCGCUCAUCAUCUCCUCCAUAGCCCGCGAGCUGCUCCUCGUCGACAUCAACACCACCCUGCGAGACGGCCAGGUCCGCGACCUCUCCGACGUGGCCUACAGCUCCAACAGCGUGACGCGCGUGCGGGCAGCCACGCACCACGAGGCAGGCCAGUGCGACAUUGUCGUCAUCACCGCCGGAUCAAAGUCUGUGCUGGGCCAGCCGAACCUCGAGCGCGUAUACCGCAAUGUGUCCAUCAUCCGAAACGUAGUCGACGCCAUGAAGCCCAUCCGGCAGGACGCCAUUGUCGUCGUCGUCUCCAACCCAGUCGACCUGGCGACGACUCUUGUCCUCGAGCUCUCCAAGCUGCCGCGGGAGCAGGUCCUCGGCGCCGGCACCUUUCUCGACUCCGUGCGCAUCCGGGGCAUGAUUGCCGACGAGAUUGGGGUCGCGGCGAAUUCGCUCGACGUCUAUGUGCUGGGGGUGCAUGGGGACCCCCAGGUCGUGGCGUGGUCGACGGCGACAAUCGGCGGCGUGCCCAUGGACAAGUCGCUGCAGCAUGGGAACCAGGUUGACCAUGAGAGGGUGGCGCAGGAGUGCAAAGACCGGUCGCGGAGCAUAAUCCGGGCCAAGGGCGCGAAUCCGUUUGGCAUCAGCUCCAUUGUCUGUAGUAUCUGCGCGUCGAUACUGCUGGACAAGCGUAAUGUUCGUCCGGUCAGCUGCUUCCGGCCGGGGUAUGGCUGCUGCUUCAGCUGGCCUGUUGUUUUGGGGAGAAAGGGCAUCAUUAGGGCUAUUGAUGUGCCGCUGAAUAAUAAGGAGAGGGCGGAUAUAGAUGAGACGGCCAAGACGCUCAAGGCCACGGUGACUCAUGUUCUUGCUGAUGGAUAG
This is a messenger RNA of Metarhizium brunneum ARSEF 3297, 945 nucleotides long. It is a transcript of the gene LDHA, whose product is annotated as L-lactate dehydrogenase A. Gene Ontology annotation, molecular function: L-lactate dehydrogenase (NAD+) activity. Gene Ontology annotation, biological process: lactate metabolic process; pyruvate metabolic process. NCBI's taxonomy places the organism in Eukaryota, Fungi, Ascomycota, Sordariomycetes, Hypocreales, Clavicipitaceae. The record is from RefSeq and is a predicted model, not a curated record.